AUGGUCGUUGGCGUCGAGUGGUCGGUUGCGCUCCCCGACGGUUUCGCGGUCCACGUCCAGAAAGACAUGCUGGACCUAGUCCACGAGUACUCGGACAGCUCGCCCGAGACGCGCGAGAUCGACGCGUACCAAGCUGGGUACAAGGUUGCCCACGAGUACCCGACGUCCAAGGUCUUCUCGCGCAAGAGCCAAGCCUCGGGCUACAAUGAAUUCCUUGUUGUUGGCAACGCCGACGUGACGAUCGACGAGUACGUCGAGCUCACGUACUGCGAGUGCGAAGAGACGUUUCGGACGCAGCAGACGCUUUUUUACGCCGAGGACCUCCUCGACGCACGCGUUCUCAACGUCACGCUCGCGCGCUGCGACGACGACCCGUUCCGACACUUCGGUGUCCGCUACAAGAAGAUGAACAUGGCGUACAACGGCGUGUUUGCGCCGCGGGAUACCACCUACGUCGAGUGCACCGGGUCCUUUGUCAACAAGAAGGGUCUCCGCGGCGUCUACUGUGUCCGCGAAUCCAUGGACUUUGACGAAAUUCCCGAGAUACCUGGCGUCGUGCGGUUCUAUAUGAAGGCGAUGUUCCUCCUCACCGAAGCCCGCGACGGCACGGUCGAGCUGCUCCAAGUCAUGACGGCCAACCCGCUCGGGAAGAUACCAGCUUGGAUGUUCAACAAGACGUCGAUGGCGUACAGCCACAUGAGCGACGACUACGCCAAGUAUUUGCAGCAGAAACGGCUACUGGCCUACGUGGCGUCGAAGCGCAAGCCGCGCCACCCGAUCAAGUAG
Molecule: messenger RNA, 786 nt
Organism: Saprolegnia parasitica CBS 223.65
Lineage: Eukaryota; Oomycota; Saprolegniomycetes; Saprolegniales; Saprolegniaceae
Exons: 2
Coding region: 1-786 (261 amino acids)
Source: RefSeq, a predicted model, not a curated record